Molecule: messenger RNA, 784 nt
Organism: Folsomia candida
Lineage: Eukaryota; Metazoa; Arthropoda; Collembola; Entomobryomorpha; Isotomidae
Product: transcription and mRNA export factor ENY2
Exons: 5
Coding region: 135-479 (114 amino acids)
Biological process (GO): regulation of transcription by RNA polymerase II; positive regulation of DNA-templated transcription; poly(A)+ mRNA export from nucleus
Cellular component (GO): nuclear pore; DUBm complex; SAGA complex
Molecular function (GO): chromatin binding; transcription coactivator activity
Source: RefSeq, a predicted model, not a curated record
UCACCACCGGGAAUUCGCACACAAAAUGCAAAAGCACAUUUCGUGUGGAGUACAAUUUCAUGUUUUGUAUUUCUGCGAGUCCUUAUUAUUUGGCAGCCCCUUCGUCGUGAAAUUUCAGUUUCGUCCCCACCAUCAUGGAGGAUUAUCGUGAGCAAGUGAAGGAUAUCAUGGAGAAGAUUAUCUCCGAUAAUCCGCAGCUUAACAAGGGAAGCUUGGAAAAUUUUCGACAAGAGUUGCAGAACAAAAUGAUAGCACGUUUAAAUUGUCCGGAGUUUAUGAAAGUGGUGACUGAUAAGGUGGAGGCGAGGUUGGAACAGUGCGGCUGGUCGGACGAGAUUCGUAUGGAGUGCAACAGGCUUAUCAGACAACGCGGUAUCGAGAACAUUUCAGAUACCACCGAAUUGGUUCGGGAUUUAACACCGUUCGCGAGAUUUUCCCAGUGUAUGCAAAUUAGGGUCAGUGGAUCACAAAUCUUAUAAAAUGACAUUUGCAAACGACACUAUCUGCAAAUGCUCAGCGAAAGUGCCCACUGAGCUCAAAAAAGAAUUAGUCGCCAUGUUGAAGGACGCUUUGCAAAAGGAGUUGGAAGGGACUAAAUUAAACCCGAAAUGAACGCCAGAAUUUUUAUCACAUAUAUUUUUAAACUUUCUUCCCCAUUAUCUACACUGUUCUAAAAUUAAGUCGCGAUAAAGAUAAAUGUAUUGAAAUAGUUCAUAAAAGCAAAUAAUAAUUAUGUAAUGCCUCAAUUUUUAUACAUGUUAAUAAAAAAAUACUCGAAAAUAAA